Colletotrichum orchidophilum is the source of this 405-nucleotide messenger RNA. RefSeq lists its product as uncharacterized. The transcript is spliced from 2 exons. The record is from RefSeq and is a predicted model, not a curated record. Lineage: Eukaryota; Fungi; Ascomycota; Sordariomycetes; Glomerellales; Glomerellaceae. Bases 1 to 405 code for a protein of 134 amino acids.
AUGAAGACCAUCAUAUCUUGCAUCCUCAUGGCGAUCAUGUUCGCCAUGGUGCAAGCACAGCAGGCAGAUAUCCAAUGCCGCUGUAGAACACACAUCAGCAACUCCGUCGUAGAAACAGGCGGCCAAAAGCUGUGCGGUCAAAAGGGCGGCAUCCUCAGCAGCAACAGCCAGCUCUGCACCAAUCUUUCCCAAAGCUUCACCGACACGGACUGCCAGGCCUUUGGCGACUCCUUCUUCGCAACCUGCGGCAUGGCUCGUUCGCCAGUGAAGAGGGGCAUUUACAAGCGCGAAGUGACACCGAUUCAGACGAAGCCCGAGCGAGGCUGGCAGUGGGGUGGCCGGGAGCCAGUUCAUCUGCAACUCGUGUCCCGGCGUCCGAUCCCCGAUAGAUUCUCAAAGGCCUGA